AUCCCAGAGCUGAAUAAAGACACGGUUCGUAUGAAAGACCCACAGAGGGUCGAAGAACUGAUCAUGUCAUUACAGAAUGGAGGGGAGACGAAAUUACAGGUCAUUUCUGAUUUUGACAUGACACUCAGCCGCUUCGGGUACAAUGGAGAAAGGUGUCCCACCUGCUAUAAUAUCAUUGACAACAGCAAGAUCAUUAGCGAGGACUGUAGGAAGAAGUUAAAGGAUCUUUAUAACAUCUACUACCCCCUUGAAAUUGACCCUCAUCGGACCAUUGAGGAGAAGUACCCGCUGAUGGUGGAAUGGUGGAGUAAAGCGCACACAUUGCUCUGUGAACAAAGGAUCGAGAAGCAAAAGCUCGCUCAGAUUGUGAAAGAGGCUCAGGCUAAGCUACGGGAUGGUUUUGAGAAUUUUUUUGACACUCUACACUACAAUGAGAUCCCUCUGUUCAUUUUCUCUGCUGGUAUUGGAGAUGUUCUGGAAGAGAUUAUCCGCCAGGCUGGAGUUUAUCAUCCCAAUAUUAAGGUGGUCUCAAACUACAUGGACUUUGAUGAUCAGGGUGUUCUUACUGGAUUUAAGGGCAAGCUUAUACACACAUACAACAAGAACAAUUCCGUCCUGAUAGACACUGAAUACUUUAAGCAGAUGAGCCACCGCACUAACAUCCUUCUUCUCGGAGAUACGCUGGGCGACCUCACAAUGGCCGACGGAGUCACAAAUUUGGAGAACAUUCUUAGGAUUGGCUACCUCAAUGACAAGGUGGAGGAGCUGAUGGAGCAGUUUCUGCAGUCCUAUGACAUAGUGCUGGUCAGAGAUGAGACACUGGAUGUGGCCAAUGGCAUUCUUCAUUUCAGUACCGCCAAGAACUAA
This is a messenger RNA of Staurois parvus, 867 nucleotides long. The record is from the annotation of a GenBank genome assembly. NCBI's taxonomy places the organism in Eukaryota, Metazoa, Chordata, Amphibia, Anura, Ranidae.